Messenger RNA from Tachysurus vachellii, 538 nucleotides. Lineage: Eukaryota; Metazoa; Chordata; Actinopteri; Siluriformes; Bagridae. Gene Ontology annotation, biological process: peptidyl-histidine dephosphorylation. Gene Ontology annotation, cellular component: cytosol. The record is from RefSeq and is a predicted model, not a curated record. Bases 33 to 389 code for a protein of 118 amino acids. Gene Ontology annotation, molecular function: protein histidine phosphatase activity. The transcript is spliced from 3 exons.
AGUCAGAAAUAAGCCGCAGGUUCGCCGCAGACAUGGCUGAUGUGUCUGAGUGCUUGAGUAAAGUCCCGGAUGUGGAGAUCGACUCGGAGGGGAAAUUUAAAUACAUUUUAGUGAGACUAAAGAUUAAAGGUGGAACCGACCACAAAGACAUAGUGAGAGGCACAAAGAGUGCUGAAUACCACAAUCAUAUCUUUGAAAGGCUGAGUCCUGCUAUGGAUGGUCUAGGUCUGGAGUGUACCUGCCUUGGUGGUGGAAAGAUAGAGCAUGACAACAUCAAGAAGAAACUAAGAGUGUUUGGAGAGUCGACGGGCUAUGGAAAGGCUGAUCAUGCAGUCACAGUGGAAAAACUGAGAGCUGUCUUCAAAGACUACGAGAUUACGAUGGAAUAAAUAAAAUGAAAAAAAAAAAAAAAAUCAUGGCAAUAAGAUUUGUUUGAAAUCUUGUGCAAAUAGCUUCCUUUCAGUAUUUACAACAAUACAUAUGGUAAUAUAAAUUAAAUAUUUUUAUCAGCUCAUGGCAAAUAAAUUUAUCAAAACUA